CAAUAGGCUCAGCAGCGCCACACGAUGACCGUCUCGUCGUUUGGUUGUGGAGCAGACUGAAGUCUCUCCACUAGUCAACGAUGACGUUUCGAUGAUGACGGUCGGUGGUGGCUUAUCGCGCGCGCUGUGUGUUGGUCGUUCGUUCUUGCGGUGAUUGUUCCGAAGCAUUAGCUCGGACUACGUACGGAUCUUUGGGUUCUCGUGAAUAGUUUAUGGGAAUUGCUGGUUGAUGUGUCACUGUUAUUUUUUGUGGGAUUCUGUGUGAAGAACCAGUGACAAAUAUUUUGUGCUUCUAAAUAGAAGGAACGUUUAUCCAUAAAAAGCAGCAAUCAUGUCCAUGUGUGCUACGUACUCUUAUCAGUUCUCGGUGACAGAUUUUGUAUAUUUUACCUGAAGAAGUGAAAAAUCAACCCAAGUUGGUUACAGGUGAACGCGUGCACUCAGUAGUGAUUUUGUGAUUCAUGAAAUUCGAACACCAAGUGAUUGUGCAACAAAUCAGUGCCUUCUUAGAAGAAAGGCACCCCGAAGAUAGCGGCGUUGAAAGUGCUACGCUCCGCCGUAAAAAUCAAAUCAAUGCAUGGUGCAACGACAUUCGAUGUUGUUCGACGACAAUGCUUGGGGGUCACAGCCAGAUAAGAGACCACACAUGCGUGUGCUAGCUCGAAGAAUGUGCGUUGACGAUCACCGGCGGUGCUGGCUGAGUUUAUCGUCCAUAAAUUGCUCAAUACGCUUCACCGAAGAAGAUUAUUACCGUCCGUGGCGGUCUUCAUUAUCUGUGUCAUCUACAGCGAGCAAACCCCUUUCAUUGCCGAAGCAAGUGAGUGAGUGAGUGAGCGGGGCGCCUUGUGACAUAAUAUAAUCAAUCAUUACUACUGGAAGCGAGCGUCGAAUGCGCUUCGCCAGGUGAAAAUCAGAAGAAAGGCAACGAAACGAACGGCGGUGCGGAAGUUCUGCGCGUCCGAGUGAAGACGGGGUCAGUCAAUCAGUCAGUCGGUCGAUCGGACGGACGAAGUUAGACGACGAACGACGGACAGUAGUCAAGUUAUUGAAUAUCAUUAGCACGUUGUUUUUUGCGCUUAUUGCUGGUUGCCGCCUUCAAUCAACGGGACUUUUCGAGUACGGCCGAGAGUGUCGAGUGUUUAGCAGCGUGGAAUUGAAAUUGGAAACGAAGAUCCACCGUUCAUAUCCAGAUACUGCAAUUCAAUUCAUUCGUCUUCAAACAAACUAAAGAUGUCACGUUCAAACUUUCAACGGUCCCAGAGCCGAGUCUGGUAUGGCAAUGGCAAUGUUCCGGAUAAUCCAUUCUACGGGGGAGCAGCCUUGAGCAUGGGCAGCGGGUAUUAUUUUCUCUACAACCGGCUACAGGAAGGCAGACAGCCACCACCGACGUCGUCGUCGUCGUUGUUGAGGCCUUCGGUGCCGAGUGGGUUUCAGGACUUUGACGAGGAGGACGAACUGCUGGAGCAGAGGACACCCGAAAAGCAAAUCAAUAGUGGGGGUGCGAAUGUCAGUGGUGGUAGUAGCAGAAGUAACGGAUCGAUUAGGGUUGGCAGUACAGUUUGGAAUGAAUCCAACCGCCAGGGUAGCCCCGCUAGUCAUAAAAGUCAGGACUCAGGGUUUUCGGACACUGAACUGUCUCCAAACAUGCCGUCGAAUGGCAGCAAUACCAGUUCUAACAGUAGGAACUUCAACGAAAACCAGUCCAGCCCGGACAAGCUUACACCAAAGCGCACGAUCAACGAGCAGCUGUUCCAGCGAUCGCCUUCAAUCUCCAGUGAAGUCUCCACCCCACCAACAGUCAUUCGACGACCUGCACCGGAAGUAGCUCGCGAUGAGAUCACCGUGCGUCGAAUAUCCUACAGUGAGCCCAAUUCACCGACACUUUCACCUCCAACUCCAUUCGAUGAUCUUGUUUCCAAGAUCGACAGCCUUAACUUCGAUAACACAUCACCUCUUGAAGCUAGUCAGCUGAGUGCAAGGCUCAACGCCACGGAGGAAGACUAUUCUUCGUCCGGACCUUCAUCACUGUCGUCAUCGUCAUGCCAUUGUCCAACUCGAAGUAGCGGAAGCUCUUUGAAGCGAGGUCGUGUAAUUACGAAAUAUAGUCGAGUGAAGAGGAACCUCAACCAUCAGCUGCGCGACUCCGAAGAGGAAAUGAUCUCGUUGGACAGCAGUGAACUUACGAACAUCCUCAACCAAACUCUUUCCGAAGACACCACAAUCUCAACCUUGAAAACCCCCAAAAGUAUCCUAAUAACCCCGCCUUCCUAUAAUAACGAAACUGUGCUGCUCGGCUACGUAUCUCCAGACCCCAACAACAACCCGCGAUCCGAUAGCAAAACUCCCACCCGAGAUAAAGAACUUCCGUCCUACGCAGAGCUCUAUCCCAACGGAACCUCCACUCCAAUCAUGUAUCCUCCCAAGUUUUACCGAUCACUUCCUCCAACUCCCACCCGGAAUCAACGAUCCCCCGUCAAGUUCCGUCCCACCAAGCUCAUUGACAACUUCUACGAAGAACCCGACAUCGACCUCACCAAUCAACGACUCUCCAAUCAAACCGAUCUUAACUUCACCGAGUACGACAACCCUCUCCUGAACGGCCACACUCCGGCCGUCCAAUCCUGGCUCGACGGGCUUCGAUUCUCGUACCAAAGUGAAGUCAUGUCCAUCCUGCAAACAAAAUCCAUCAGCGUGGAAGCUACCCGUAACCUGAAAAUGACUUCCGCAACGGCGGUCAAAUUAAUCCGUCAUCUCCAGUCCAAAGUCGUCACCCUGCAGGGGGAGUUCGAGAAGGUCGAAAAGGUGUUCGCUUCGAUCAAGCGCUACCAGCAACAACAGGAGGAAGACGAUGAAGACGACGAGAAGGAGAUCUACCAGAAGGCGGCUCCGCUCGUUCAAAGCCUAGCCGCCAACAUCUACCAGUUCGUGCAGAAGCAGAAGUCCAACGACUACUUCGGCAAGGACCCGCUGGAAAGGGCAGACCUCAAAAAGUUCUACGAGAACACCCAAUCGCUGGUCGAUAUGACGACGGACCUUCGAAUCGCUGCGGCCAACGGAGAGGACUUCGAUUACCGAUCCGUGGAUGAGGAGGUCCAGAUCAUCAAACGGUACUUCCUGAUCACGAUCAGGCUGAUCUUCAAGAACCUGGUGAAGGUGAUCGUGGACACGAUCGAGGACUCCAAGUGUGACCUGAUCCUCAGAUCCAACAUAAGCUACGUGUCGAUGUUGUCCAAUUUGGACUUCCAAGGGCUGGCGUCGUUGAACGAUGCAUUCAUUUCCAAUGGGACUGUGCGAGCCUUGUUGAUCGUGUGCAUCGAGUGCAAGUUCUCGUCGAUCCGGGCGUUGGCGUUGCGAGCGCUGGCCACUGUAUGCUCGACGACGGAAACUAUCAGGCAGUUGGAGAAAGCCGAUGGGGUGGAGAUUCUGAGGGACAUUCUGGCGGAUCAGAAGUCGAACGAGAGAAGCGAACCGGAGUUUCGGGAAGCGGUGUCAGUGUUGACGCAGAUUACGGCUCCGUGGCAUGGCGAAGAUCAUCGGAUAGACGGAUUGAGACAACAUGUGCACGCGAUCGUGGAGGCCGUCACAGAGAUUGUCGAUAAAACAACCUGCUGUCAGACGUUGCUGCUGUGCUCCGCCUGUCUCAACAAUCUGACCAGGAUCGAGGCCACUGCCGUCUACUCGCUGAUGUCGCACGAGACGGCCGGAAAACUGAAGGCGGCCACCGAACGGCGGGGACCCGGCGCAUCGAUUUUCCUCUUUGAGCAAAUCACGUCGAUGCUGUACAACAUGUCCUCGAACAAAAAGUCGCACCACCAUUUGGCCGGCCGGCCGCUGAUCAACUUCCUCACCGGUGCGUUCAAUCAAAAGUUCUUCGAACGGAUGGAAAGCCGCGUGGAGACCGAAGCCCAGCGCAAGACAAUCAAAAACAUCCUGCACGUCCUGUCGCGGCUGGUCGCGAGCGGUGCCAUCGGGGCCCACGACGAACUGCUCGAGUCGACGAUUGUGCCGAUUUUCUCCCGAAUCGAGCGCACCCUGGACGAUCGGAACGAGCACUUUCGGGACAUUUCCCAGCUGAAUCGGCGCCUGAAUGAGAGCCUGAGCGGUUCCGGUUCUGGUUCCGGUGGGGCAGCAGCGGUCACGGUUUCGAGAGGAACUGCUCCGCUUUCCAUCUCGGUGGUGCCUACGCAAAUGACGACGGCGACGACGACCGCAAAUCCGUUCGUAACGAGAUUAACUAUCGAACGGCACCCCAACGGGGGCAUCAUUAUACUGGACAACAACCGUCAGGAGAGCUAUGUUUGAUGAACCGAAUCCACCACGGUUCAGAUCCGCGCUGAUGUUUGGCAGUUUUUGGUGGAUCUGAUUUGAAUGCAAUGGAGAUCAGCGGGGAUUUGUUUGUCGGUUUAGGGCUCUGAGCUAUCACGAAGGGGAAGG
Molecule: messenger RNA, 4434 nt
Organism: Aedes albopictus (Asian tiger mosquito)
Lineage: Eukaryota; Metazoa; Arthropoda; Insecta; Diptera; Culicidae
Gene: insc
Exons: 7
Coding region: 1231-4302 (1023 amino acids)
Biological process (GO): regulation of asymmetric cell division; establishment of mitotic spindle orientation; apical protein localization
Cellular component (GO): apical cortex
Molecular function (GO): cytoskeletal adaptor activity
Source: RefSeq, a predicted model, not a curated record